CAAACCGAAUGGAUUGGUUUUUCCUCCGGAACUGAAAAGGCUUGAAGUACGGGAAAGGAUACUCACACUGAGCUUUCAUCGUGUACAGCCUCGCCAACGCUCGUCGGUGAAUGAGGUUGAGAAUAACAAUGACUGCAGGAUUAUCUCCAGCGUUGGCCGUUAUCGUCGUCAGUGCCGCCUGUGUGCAGAAAUACGGCGUCGCGCGGUGGAGAAUUCGAUAGGUGCAAUUUCCACGGUGAUAACUUGAGUCUUCAUCUUCGAUUGGAAAGGAACAGGUGGGAAGGGUUUCUCUAACCAAUUUCGUCAGUUUUCGUGGGAAAACCACUGUACAGAGGGUUCGUUGCGGUGCGGUUCGAGUGUUCGUUGAAGAAGUCGAAGUGUAUCUCGCACACCUGUUUCCUGCACCGUGGCAUCGCCACUUUGUGUGGAGUGUUCCCCGCCAAGUAAGCACCACCCGAUUCGUCGUUGGUGAAAGUUUUGUUAUUAAUUCUUUAUCUCGAGUUUGUGUUGUUCUUUGGUGAGUUGAGUUGUUGUUGGUGCUGGUAUUUCCUUCGACCUUGGGGAGCCGCCAACAUUAUCUAAAGAGCAAAGUUCUAUUACACAUCUUUACUCGGUUGAAAUCCAGUCCGAUAUCAGUCAGUGGGAGGUUCUGCUUGGACAUUUUUCCUGCGAGUUGUACCACCGAGAAAGUGAUCCAACGUCAUGAAUAUUUUAUGCUCGCGACAACGAGUGUGUUUCACUUUUGUGCUUCCUUGUCAGUCGGUGCAAAAAUAAUAUCUCACUCGGAACAACAGAAGAAGCAGGCAGUCGGUUUUUUUCUAGGAAGCAAAUGAAAAUAAGAGAGGCAAAUCAUAAUAGUCAUAAAGAAUAAAGAAAAUAUAAUUGAAACAUGUUUCCGAGAGAAGAUGGGAAGAAGUGUUGUUGCAGCGAGCAGAACUGCAAAAAGUGAAGGAAAUUAAAAGACGCUGCGAUUCACGCGUUGAGAAGUCAAGGAACCAGAAGCCCUUGAAGAAAGAAUAUAAAAAGUAAGGUGCCCGGCAAGGGGAAAGUGGAUGAUUUAUUCAGUGGAUCUUCUCGGUUCAUCGAAGUGUGGAUGAGGAGGCAACAGUGAGGAUAGCAACAGCAGCAGCAAGGUGAAGGUUGUGCGAAAACUGUAAAUCAAGCGGAACGACGACCACGAAUAAUAUGAAUGCGAGUCCUGGAAUCGUCUUCAUCAUUAUCAAGGAGGACGUCUGCGUUGUGGGCUCUUGAAGAAGGAGGUAUCAUCCUUCGUGGGAGUCAGUAAAGUGGUUGUGGUUUUGUUUUUUCGAGUGAGAAAAGAUUUCCAAGAGGAAGAAAAUAAUAUUGAAGGAGAAGUGAAUUUGGCAUUUGGAGCUUCGUUAUUUGUGUGUUGUGCGAGCUGUUUGAAUAGCUGGAGAACCAGUUGAAGGAGGAGGAGAAAGAUUCAACCAUCGAAAACUAAUAUCGGUGCCGAGUGAGGCUCUGAGGACGACCGGGCGACGUAGCAGCCGCCGUUCAGCAAUGAUAGCCUCCGCCCAACAUCGGCAGCAGCAGCAGCAGCGAUGGACAGUUUUAAUACCGCUCCUAACGAUUGGGUUCCUGAUUCGGACAUGUCACUGCAACCUGCCACCGAUUUUCACGCAAGACAUGAACAACCUGGCCCUGCCGGAAACGACGCCGGUAGGCAGUGUCGUGUACCGGCUGGAAGGUUACGACCCGGAAGGCGGUAACGUCUCGUUCGGACUGCUCGGCUCGGACAACUUUAUGGUCGAUCCGAUCAGUGGGGACGUCAAGGUGAUAAAACCGCUGGACCGUGAGGACCAGGACACCCUCUCCUUCUCGGUGACCAUCAAGGACCGCGUCAGCUCGGCGGGAAUUGAUUCGGAGAACGACAACGUUGUUAACGUUCCCAUCACGAUAAUCGUGCUGGACGAAAAUGACAACCCACCGGAGUUUCGCAACGUUCCCUACGAAACGGAAGUCCUGGAGGACGCUAAACCGGGUACCACCGUAUUUAGUGACAUUCUGGUCACCGAUCGGGACACCGUCGGUGAAAACCUGAUCGUCAAUUGCAUUCCACAACCGUUGAAUCCGGACGCGUGUGAAAAAUUUGCCAUCGAAACGGUCGAAAGCGGCCAGGAUCGGCUGACGGCUGCUGUGGUGCUGAAAGGUCGCCUGGACUACAACGAACGGAUGAUCUAUCAGAUUCUGCUGGAAGCUACCGACGGCAUGUUCAAUGCUACGGCUGGUCUGGAGAUUCACGUGAAGGAUGUUCAGAACAGUCCACCGGUGUUUCAAGGAUCGCUGGCGGCGGUGAUCAACGAGGAUAGCAAAAUCGGCACUUUGGUGAUGACGAUACACGCGAGGGAUGGCGAUCGGGGACAGCCCAGGAAGAUUGUGUACGAAUUGAUCACGAAUCCAAUGGACUAUUUCUUGUUGGAUCGUCAAACGGGUGAGCUGCGAACUGCCAAGCCGCUGGACAAGGAAGCUCUUCCAGAUGACACUGGGUUGAUCAUUUUGACGGUUAAGGCGCGGGAACUGAUUGAUGGGGUCCCUGGCAAUGAUAAUCUUACUACAGCAACAACGCAAGCAUCGAUUACGAUACGUGAUGUGAACGACUCUCCGCCGAUGUUCAACAAAAAGGAAUACUUUGUAUCCUUAUCGGAAAAUACGGCUCCGGGAACUCCUCUCCCAAUUGAGAUGAGUGUCCAUGAUCCAGAUGUUGGGGAGAACGCUGUUUUCUCCUUACGCCUCAACGAUGUUUCGGAGGUGUUCGACGUUGAGCCCAAGUUGGUUACAGGCUCGUCCCAGAUAAGCAUUAGAGUUGCAAAUGGAUCUCUCGACUACGAAAAUCCCAAUCAACGGAAGUUCAUCGUAUUGGUGAUAGCGGAAGAGACGCAAACGAAUCCAAGGUUGUCUUCGACAGCUACUUUAACAGUUUCCAUCACCGAUUCGAACGAUAAUAGGCCCGUAUUUGAGCAGGAUUCGUACUCUACCACUGUAUCAGAAACGGCUCAUUCCGGUCAUCUAAUUACGACAAUCACUGCAAGAGAUUUGGACUCAGGACAUUUUGGCGAUCAAGGAAUUCGCUACUCAUUAUCUGGAACGGGUGCUGAGUUGUUCAACGUCGACCCAAUAACAGGCGCAAUCACGGUAGCUGACUGCCCUGCCACCGAGCAUGACAACAAUAAUAGAAGGCGUCGGCGACGGCGCCAAAUUUCAUCGUCCGAUGAGUCGACAGAAGAGUAUCCGGAAUUGAAGCGAUUCAACGUGUCCACCGAUGGGCGAACGGGUGUCCUGGAUCGCGGAGCCGACUACAUGGCCUACAAAAUCUACAACAACGGCGAAUCCAGUGAGUACCGGGACGUGAAUGUCGUUGCCCCUCCAACGGUUUCCAGCGAAUGGGAAACAUCCAGUUCGGAAGAGAGCGACACGACCCCCGCUACGGAUCCGGAAGAAUUCUUCACCCCGUCCACCACCAACACACCGAUUCACUCGAACGAGAUUCAGCACCGGGCGGAUGUCGGUCCGGGACGGGCACCCUGCCUGGACUACGAAAACCAAUCCGUGUACUAUCUGUCUUACAAGGCCACCGAUGACGAGGGUCGGGGCCAGACUUCGGUUGUGUCGCUGCGGAUCACCCUCCUGGAUGCUAACGAUUCGCCACCGGUGUGCGAAAGUCCACUGUACCGGGCCUCGGUCGAUGAGGGAGCCACCCUGUUCGAGCCGCCGCUCGUCAUCAAAGCCCGCGACCCGGAUGUAAUUUCGGAAAUUAAUUAUCGCAUUAUUGGAAACGAAGCCGUUACGCGCCAUUUCGAAAUCGACAAACGCACCGGACAGCUGACGAUUUCGAAAAGCACCGUUCUCGAUGUGAAUCAUUUGAAGUCGGAGAACGUGUUCUUUGCCGUAGAGGCAAGCGAUGGCCUUUUCACCACCCUGUGCAACGUGAACAUCACCAUCCGGGACGUGAACAACCAUGCACCACAGUUCUCCCGGGAGCACUAUCUGGCCUCGAUCGAGGAGAACUUCCCGAUUGGCACUCGAGUCGAACGUUUACAGGCCGUCGAUUUGGAUACGGGCAUCAACGCCGAGAUCAGGUACCGCAUCCAGCAGGGAAGCUUCGAUGACUUCGCCAUCGAUAACCAAACCGGGGUGGUGACCAUCGCUCGCAAAUUGGACUACGACCGGAGGAACACCUACCAGAUGGAAAUCGUGGCAUCGGAUCUCGGCACGCCGAGCCUGUCCGGGACGACAACCCUGACGGUCAGCAUCAUCAACAGCAACGACAAGGCACCGUACUUUACGCCGACCACCCAGCGGGCGGAAGUGUCGGAGGACGCCGAGGUGGGAACGCUGGUGCACACGCUGGUGGCGCUCGAUCCGGAUGUUGCGUCAAGCGAAGCGCUGGAUUAUGCGGCAACGGAACCCAUUACCGCCGUCGAUAAGGACGGGAAGGAGGUGCGCGAUAUGGAGGACUUUAAGGAUAUGUUCCGAAUCGAUAGGACCGGGAAGGUGUUCGUCAAUCGGAUGCUUCAGCGGGAUGACUUUGCGGUGAUCCGCAUUACUGUCCUGGUAACGGACACAACCGCACCGUCCAUCCAGCAGGGCGAAGGACUUCUCAUAAUCACAAUCAUCGACGUGAACGAAGAACCUCCGCUGUUCCUGCCACCGUGGACACCGAAGGACCCUCGUUACCGGUUCCAGGUGCUCGAGGAACAACCGAUCGGAACCAUCCUGACGACGAUGCAAGCAACAGAUGCCGACUCGACUGUCGCCGAGUACCGGAUGACAGAUAACAGCCAUUUCGAGAUAAACAACACAACAGGUCUGAUCCGCACCAAAGCCCGUAUCGAUUAUGAACAAACGCCAACGAUCCAGUUCAACGUCACCGUGGUGGACACCGGAAUCCCGCAGCUGACCUCUACGGCCGAGGUAACGGUCGACGUCAUCAACACCAACGACAACGAUCCGGCCUUCGACGAGCCCGAGUACGAAAUGUCCGUCGUGGAGAACGCACCCAUCGGAACGGUCGUUGGUACGGUGUCGGCCCGGGAUGCCGAUUCGGGACCGUACGGUCAAAUAACGUACUCUCUGGUCGGUGACCACAGUGCCACCAGCUUCGCCAUCGAUCCGGACACUGGCGUCAUAACGGUGCGCGACGCUACAUCCCUGGACCGCGAACGGACGACUGAAAUAGGGCUCACUGCCAUCGCCACCGAUAGGGCGCCGGAUGGAACCAGCCGGUCCACCACGGCACCGGUCACCAUCAAACUGUUGGACGAGAACGACAAUGUGCCGACCUUCUCGCAGAAGAUUUAUCACGCUACGGUAGCGGAAAAUGCAGCACUCAAUCCACCGGCAGCAAUCUUGCAGGUUUUGGCCACCGAUCCGGACGAGGGCCCGGCCGGCGACGUAAAAUAUAGCAUCAUCGGUACCGAUAUUGAAAACACCUUCCGGCUGGACGCAAACUCUGGCAUCCUGUAUCCGUACGCGAGUUUGCUGGGACUCGAUGGCAACUACCGUAUUCAAAUCGAAGCCCGCGACGGGCUUGGUUCCGGUCCUCACAGCGAUCAAGCCGAAAUUAAAAUCGAAAUACAGAGCAUCAACCAGCAUCGUCCGAUUUUCAUCAUGCCGGCGUUGUCAAACGCCACGGUGGAAAUACCAGAGAAUUUAGCGAUGACGGAUUAUCUCGUGAUGACGGUCAAAGCGAACGAUAGCGACGAGGGAACGAACGGCAAAGUUUUGUACCAUCUGCAGGUCAACAAUCAAAACGUCCAGGAAACGGACGAAUUCAUCAUCAACGAAAUGUCCGGUGAGUUACGCAUUCGCAAACCACUGGACCGCAAGAAGCAGUCCCGCUUCGAGUUGAUUCUGGUGGCCCGCGACCAAGGCACCCCGGCAUGGUUCGAAACACUGCGCUUCCUAACGGUUCUUCUAGUGGACGUAAACGAGAACCACCCCGAGUUCCCGGACGCUUCCAAUCCGUACAAAUUCUUCAUCGCUGAAAACAGUCCUCGGGAUAUUCGCAUCGGAAAAAUUCAAGCCUAUUACGAUACGCCUGAUCCCAAGAUCUACUAUUACAUACUACUUGGUAACGAGGACGGUGCAUUCUAUGUGGAUAAAACCUCAGGCGAUAUCUACACCAACAAGUCGUUGGAUCGUGAGGAAACCGAUGUCUAUGCUUUGUAUAUUCAAGCCAGCAAAAAACAGGACCUUCUAAUCACCGAACGCGACCGGAUGAUGAUGUCGAUCAAGAAGUUGGAGCGGGACAGCACCGUAGCUAAGGUUUGGAUCACGGUCCUCGAUGUCAACGACAAUCCGCCGGUUUUCAAACAGGAUGUGUACUACGCCGGUGUUAGUUCCAAAGCUUCGAUCAACGAGUUGGUGACCAUCGUCAAUGCCACCGAUCGCGAUUUGGGUGUCAACUCUACCAUGGAGCUUUUCAUCAGCGGGUCAUAUCUGUACAAAUAUGGAUCGGUCAGGACUACUGGAAGUAUUGUACCGAGCCCGUUCAGCAUUAGCAAAGAUGGUCGAAUUACCACCGCGAACUACAUGGCGGAGUACAACCAGGACCGCUUCAUUCUGGAAAUCGUUGCCAAAGAGGUGGAAUCCCCCGAGCGAGUUGCCACAUCGAAGGUCUACGUUUGGAUCUUCAACCCGGAGCAGCUGGUGAGAGUGAUUCUAUCGCGACCGCCGUCCGAGGUUCACCUGGAACGGGAUGAAAUCAUUUCCGAGCUGUCCAACGCCACGCAGAAGCUGAUCAUCGUCGACGAGAUUCGGUACCACGUCGACGGCUUGGGACGCAUCCGGAUGGAUUGGUGCGACAUGUACUUCCAUGCGGUUGAUAUGAGCUCGCAGACGAUCGUGCCGAUGGAGGAGAUCCUGCGUGAGAUCGACGCCAAGUAUGACUUCCUUCAGGAUUACAAUGCCGGAUUUUCGAUCGAGAACGUGGUCCCGGCCUACGCAACGAAUGUGCAGGACGAGUUUGAUUUGGCCCUGGCUGCGAUAAUCGCUCUGCUGAUAGUGCUGUUUGUCGGUGCCGUAAGCUUCAUCGUGCUGUGCUGCUGUCUCAAGCAUUGGGUCAUUACGAUUCCGAACGAAACCAGAAGAAAGGAUGCUCUGAUCAAAAAGCAGAUUAUCGAAGAUCUAAAUACGACCGAGAAUCCACUCUGGAUUGAGCAAAAAUUAAAGCUCUACGAGGAGCAGGAACUGACGAUGCAAGUGUUUUCCGAGCCGGAGCUGACGCAACAGCACCACCAACAGCAGCUGAACAGCUCGAACAACACAUCGUCGUCGAUGGCGAGCCACCAGCACCAGCAACAUGCGAUGCAACAGCAGGAACAGGCACUGGUCCUGGGGCUCGAUCGGCGGGACUCGUACCCGGAACUGUCCCAAGGGGGUGGCGAUAACACGUACGCCACCAUCCAGCCACGCAAUUAUGCGUCCAAUCUGAGCUCGGUGCUGAUGGGCACCAGCGGGAUUGGCAGUGGUGGGGGCAGCGGCGGGGGUGGAGCUCCCGCAGGCGGUCUGAGCGGAGAAAUGUCGGAUUAUGCGACACUGCGGAACAGCAGGGCACCGUCGAUGUACGAGUUCCGAGGGUCCACCUUUCAGGUGCAGCAGCCAAACGGCGGUUCCGGCGGUGAUCAACCGGACUACGUAACGGAACUGAUCUAAUAAAGAAUUUUCGAAUGGCAUCGAAAUGUUUUAACCCAACCGUGGAACAAUCCUUUUUAAAUCCUUGAUGGAUGCAAAGUUUCGUCAUCAUUUGGGUUUUAGGAUAGGAUAUCAUUAGAAGAGUGAAAAUCAAUUCAAAUCACAAAAUAAUCGAAAACGAUUGCCAAGUAGGAAAAGUAAAAACUCCCCCAGAAGUGAAAGACAAGAAAUGCUCAACGUGUUUGACACCCGAUUGAAAUACUCUUUUGAGGAUUACUGAAGAGUAACGGAUAACAAAUCACUCUUUGCUAGACAAUAAAUAGGAAGAAUAGUUUUUAUGACCAGAAGGGCACCAGGAAAACGAUGAGGCACUCCCCGCGCGGACCCAUACUGAGAUUAAGUUGUUAUUAAUUUAAGUUAUGAAAACCAUAUUAACCAAUGACCACAAGAAUAAACGGUGAUCAAUCACGCUCCGGUAUUUUGGGGGCAGGGUGCUUUACGGGGUUGCGACCGGGGUCACCAUGCAGAGCCAUUCACAUUACGCAAAACCAACACGACUGACCGGCGACGAUUUCGGGUUCAUUAAAAUUUCUCCCAUUUUCUGCCAACAACCAACCAACGAUCGAACCACCACAGCCGCCCGCGCACACGUGGCAUGUCAUGUGAGUGAGUUAAACAAAUGAAUUCAAUUAAAAAACAGCGCAAAUUUAAAUCGAGGAAAAAAGUUCGUCUCGUCAUUUGAUCGAUUUUUUUUUAUUUUCGAAAAAUUGGUGAGGCAUAAAGUUCAGAACAUAAAAUCAUUGGAAUGAGACAAGAAAAACAAGAGAAGUAUACAAAACUAAUCGAUCGAUUAGUAUGCAUCGAAACCGGCCGAUCGAUGGUCCAAUAACGAACUUAUUCAAUGUAUGGCCUUCAUUCCACAUACUUGCUUUACAUAUCUUCACAAAAAUAUUUUGAUGCUGCAUGAAAUUCCAGUUUUUACUGUUUCGCUACUGUGAGCUUUUGAACGCUAAUCUUGAUGAAAAGAUAGUGAAAUUUAAUACGUACAGGAAACGUACGAAAAGUAAACAUGAAUGUAUUGAUUGUGAAUAAAACUAAUAAAGAGCUAUUCUACAUUGUUUUCAAUUUUCUUAUAUGUUUUUGUAUUUUCCAAACACGAAAAAAGCUUCAACAUCAUUGCUUGCGAGAUUAAUAUUCACUUGGAUCAUUUGAUGUUUCAAAAUUAACUCAAACUGUGUUGCUUUUCUUGCAAAUGAAUAAGUUAAGAUAUGUAAAGUACGACUAUUGCGCAGACUUGCCUCAUGUCCUGUGUAUGUUUCGCAAAUGGUACCCGAAUCGCUCAUCAUGUUAGUGAAAACUAAGCACAAAUGUAACAAUACUUAACAUGAACAGAAUAUCAGUUAGUGGCACAGUUGUUUAAGCGGUUGUUUUUAUUUUCAAAAAUCGUUACACUAUUUACACCUGUUAGAUUGAACAACGGUCACUAUUUCAAUUAUCGAUUACUAUCCUGAUUGACAUUCCACUAUUGACUGAUAAAAUGAAGCUCAACCUAAAGUCCAUUCGUCCUUGUGUCAUGAUCAAAAUAUAAGCCUGAAUCUGUUAAAAUGAAGUAACCGUAUGAAAAAAUGAGAGCGUGCUGUUAAUUUAUAAAACAAACCAAGAACCGAAUCGUCGAGGUAUCGAGAGUUCAAAAAUUGUAAAUAAUUCAAUCUAGUAAAAAUGGAUGAGGAAAAAUUAAAUUAUUAAAAAUCAAUUAUGUUAACGAGUUAAUGGAGGCAAGCAACGAACAUGGGUGGAAUGCGUAGCACUCCGUUCAGUUUGGCGAUUUCGCAUUGGUCGCGGUAAAAAAAAGCUCAAACAAUCGGAGUUAACGAGCGACACGGGGUAAUUGCCCGUAGCGAACACAAAAAAGUGAAAUUUAUACAAACUCAUAAAAUUCCAAGGGGCUGGGAACUCACGACAGACAGCUACCCGUUUUCGCGGGGAUUUCGCUAAAUGUACAAAACCGGAAAGCGGCAGCCGUCUUGUUGGAUACCAUUAUAGACUUUUAUUUUGUUUCUAAUCUUAAGAAUUGUAAUAGCAUUACUUCGAUUAGGUGGCAUUCUUGGCAAGCCAUAUAUGGGGAACGACAACAAAGUUCGAAAACAUUUUAGCACACAGGCGGAUAAAAUUCCACAAAACAAAAGAAAAUGAAAACCAGAUCAAAUAAUUUCCGAACAAAUGUACGGUUUCUGUGAAGAGAAAAGUAAGUAAAGUUUUUUAGUAAAAUUGUAAUAAUUAUAAGA
Molecule: messenger RNA, 9938 nt
Organism: Armigeres subalbatus
Lineage: Eukaryota; Metazoa; Arthropoda; Insecta; Diptera; Culicidae
Product: cadherin-87A
Exons: 22
Coding region: 1522-7674 (2050 amino acids)
Biological process (GO): homophilic cell-cell adhesion
Cellular component (GO): plasma membrane; cell-cell junction
Molecular function (GO): calcium ion binding
Source: RefSeq, a predicted model, not a curated record